This is a messenger RNA of Cynoglossus semilaevis (tongue sole), 1928 nucleotides long. RefSeq names its product bladder cancer associated protein (gene blcap). The transcript is spliced from 2 exons. Lineage: Eukaryota; Metazoa; Chordata; Actinopteri; Pleuronectiformes; Cynoglossidae. The record is from RefSeq and is a predicted model, not a curated record. The coding region runs from base 330 to 593 and encodes 87 amino acids.
AUGACAGGUUACCUUACGUCUUUGCAGCAGGGGUCCUUCGUGAUAAUGCCUGCUAGCAGCGACGUACGCAGUCUGUUGUGGUAGAAUGAGCCUAGAGGAUGACAGGCACGAUUUGAUGAGAGCAACUUCUGAGUCCGUGCACCAUCUCUCCCACUCUGUUGGAUAGAUCUUUCUUCAUCCACCUUCUGGAACAGCCCUUUUUUGACACUUUAUCACACCACUUCCACCUCUUCCCUGAACCUGCCAUAUCAUUUGCAAACACCUCAAAUAAACCAUAACAGCCCAACAUAGAGCUCCUGCCAAAGCUCUUCUAACUUCAGGAAGACAAAAUGUAUUGUCUUCAGUGGCUACUCCCUGUGCUGCUCAUACCCAAACCACUCAACCCAGCAUUGUGGUUCAACCACUCCAUGUUUAUGGGCUUCUACCUGCUCAGCUUCCUGCUGGAGAGGAAACCCUGUACCAUCUGUGCCUUGGUCUUCCUGGCUGCUCUUUUCCUUAUCUGCUACAGUUGUUGGGGCAACUGUUUCCUAUACCACUGCCAGGAUGCCUCACUGCCGGAUGCUGCCCACGACCCAGCAAUUGUCGGGACCUAGGAGGGAAAAGUUGAGGGAAGAGAUAAAGGGGGAUGGUGAGCUGUGGCGAAGGAUUGAAUAUAACAUUGCUGGGAAUGACUGUGGAGUGAUACUGCCAUGUGAUAAAGGCGGAGAUGAACUACACUUGUGGGAAUGCGUAUGUGGCAUCCAAUGACUGCUGGAAUGAGUUCAGGGAGUUCUUAUACCAUUUUGCAGGAUGCUAACAGGGGCUGGUAAUGGUGGUUUGAUUGUCAUGCUGUAAAAAAAUAAAAUAAACAAAAGACUUGUAUUUGAAGUGAGAGAAGUAAUGCCACAUACAAGGGAGGGGGACGUAAAGGAUGUGUUGGCCUGCCGAAAGAAAGUUAAACAUUUUUAGCUGUUUCUUCCCAACCUUUGAAUGACAACUGGACAGUAUAAAACCUAACUGUUUGGACAUGAACGGGUGACUACGACUGUCAAGUGAUUGCUGUGUUUUAAGUUGAAGUAUUAUCCUGUGAUUCUUUUUCUACCCCAUACUUUACAAGACUCCACUUUUAUUAGAAACACUCAACCUCAGACUGCCAAAGCCCCACCCACACUGAAACUUGGCAGAUGGAGCUUGAAUGAGUCCCAAUGUUAUAAACACACUCUGAGAGCACACCAAAACACUGGACAAUCAAUGACCAUGCUGUGAACCAUGCUGCAGUGCAGCCCGCUCUCACUCUCUCUCUGUCACACACACCUCAUAGUGUGUAAUAUUGCUGAGUAACUGUCCCGUUAUUACCCUGCGUGCUCUGCAGCUGCGCAUGCCUCUCGUCUCCUUCAUGUUGCCUCAGAAACAACAUUGUUUAAGACUUAUGAUGUGAUUUUUUUUUUUAAAUCACACAUGGGUUGACCUUAGUUUUUACCUUUCAUACAGUAAGUUCACAUUCAGAUUUUAGUAGAUUCAGAAAAAUGCUGAAAGUUUCCAAAGGAUAUAAAAUAAUUGUGUGUGUGUUUCUGUGAAAGAGUUGGUUGAGUGGAAGAUCUGUCUAAUGUGAGAUGAUUGUGAUCAGAACUUGGAGAUUCUUGUAAAACAAAGGGUGAUUCUUUUGGAAACAAGCAGUGUGUGGGGGUGGAGGGUCAGUAUUUUUUGCAACAAAGAGCAAUAUAGGGCAGAGCAAGGUCUGAAUAGUUCCAACUUUUCUCUGUUCUUCAGAUGUGCAGAAGAUGUUCUAUCACUGCUGUAAGUGUUAUGUAAAGCUGUCAGUCACAGGUAAGGUGUUCACACUGUCUACCUACUCGGGUGUGUCUGACUUUCUGUAUCUGCACAGAAUGUGUUCCCUGCUUCAUAAUUGCUUUGGUUUUAAUUUAAAUAAAGAUUUUUUCCCCUCACUU